AUGUAGUACCAGUAUACUAUAUAGUCCGAUUAAAUCUUUCCACAAUUGAGAAAGGUUUCUUUCAUGGCUUAUGCGCUGUUGACAUCAAUAUCCAUAAACCAACCUACAGCAUAAGUCUCCAUGCAUUACAACCUCAAAUAAAACCACAUGACUUUGCUCUGUAUAAAGUAAAUGCAACAUCGCCUGAGAAAGUGAUAUUUCAUGAAUUUAAACAUGAUACCAUGACAGUCUAUUACGAUAAGGAGUUGUCACCUGGAGAGUACGUCUGGAACAUAACGUUCACUACCAGUUUAUUCAGUGACGACAAAGAUCUGUUUGAAACUUCUAUCACAAAUGGAAAAGAAAGUGGACUAUUGCUUGGAUCACCGAGCCAAAAGAUUGGAGCACGAAGAAUAUUUCCAUGUUGGGACCAACCGAAUUUCAAGGCGAAAUUUGAAAUUCGCCUAAAACAUCUUAAUAAACACGUAGUUUCAUCGAAUAUGGCUAUAGAAUGGGAAUAUGCGUCACCUAAUGAAACGAUAACGGAAUUUGUCCUAACCCCACGAAUUUCCCCCUUUUUCUUCACAAUUAUGAUAUGUAAUAUUUCCCGGAUUCCUGCCGAAGAUAUCACUCUUCAACGCAGACAACAAGUAGCAUCAUAUUUAAAUUACGCAGAAAUAAUGAUUAGAAAUGUCAUACUACAUAUAGAAUCUCAAUGGAACGGUUGCAGACUGACACGGUUUGAAAAAAUGGAUCAUGUUGCCUUUCCGGAUCUUCGUCAAGAGUUUAUGAGGAUUAUGGGUUUUACUUUAUAUAGAGAAACAGCUCUAAUCUAUGAUGAAAAACUCGACAGUAUUAUGCACAAAAUAAAUAUGGCACGAUUGGUAGGAUAUGCAUUCGCUCAUCAAUGCUUUAAUAAACCGGAAAACUUUCAGCCAUGGCCUCGUGUGUGGUUGACCGAAGGAAUUCUUAUAUUACUUACAGUAGAAGAAAUCAACAAAUUGUAUCCAGAUUUACAAAUUAUGGAUCUGUUCGUAGUGCAGAUUCAACAAGAAUCUCUCCGACUGGAUACUGAUUCCAUUAUAGUGCCACUUGCUAAAAGUACUAGAAUAAAUCAAGGUUCUCCUUACCCCUAUUAUGUAAAAGCACCUGUUAUACUACGUAUAUUGCAACAUACGAUAGGUCAAGAGCUUUUCUGGAAAAUUAUUAGGAGACUUCUUAAUAACACGAAAUAUAACACCUGGUUAAUUCUUGAUGAUUUUUGGGAGACAUUACCUGUAUUAGGCUACAUAUAUGACAGUUAUCUUUCUGUACAAAACAUGCUAACGUCGUGGAUCAAAUUACGUCAUUAUCCAGUGCUGAAGGUGCUUCAAUACAAUCGAUCCCAUGUAACCGUAAUCAUGGAUAAUACACUGGGUAAUAUGAUACACAUACGGAACAUUUUGCUGAGCCUUCUUGAAAGUAUUAACGCCUUUACAGUGAAAAUGUAUGAAAAACCUAACAAUCUUAGUUCAUGUUUAAUACAAGAAGCAGCGAAAUGGGCAUGUGUUCUCGGUCACUCCAAAUGCCAAAGGACUGCUACUUCUAUAUUGUCGCAGCAUUUAAAUAGUAGUACAAGAGUUUCGCCAAUUUGGAAGAAAUGGACAUAUUGUAACGGUAUACUAUUUAAUAGUAGCGAUAUUUGGUGGAAUGUAUUUACUUUAUGGAUAAAGACAAGAGACAGUCAACUUUUAGACUAUCUAUCUUGCACUAGAAAUUCUUCUAUCGUCCACGAUUACUUACAAUUAAAUAUGCUAAUUCGAAAAGGGAAUAUACUUGGUUAUGUGGAUUAUACAAGUGGUUUCAAAAAAGUGCAACGCAUUGACCAUGUGAACAGUUUUCUUUUCACUAUUGUUAGGCAUGCAAAGGAUGACAUAGUAUUAGAAUACAUGUUAAAAAAUUUUACAAUAAUAAUUCCGAGCGACAUCACUUGGUAUGCAGCAUUAAUUAGUAUUGUUAGCCAUGUACAGUCCGAUAAACAACUCGAUAAGGUAUAUGAAGUUCUUAACAAAUUUCCAAAUUUUAUGAUUUAUUUGCCAAUAUUGAUUGUUAAACAAGCAAUAGAUAUACGCUUGUUCGAAAUCGAAAAUCAGCUGAAUUAUUUUCGAUGCUUUGUGCGGAAGUAAUAAAUUGCAUUGUAAUGCACAUGUCUACAUUCAAUAUACAUAUAUGUAUAAUAUUUCAUAAGAUUACUACUUGUGUUGCAAAAUUUAUAUUUAGUAU
Molecule: messenger RNA, 2241 nt
Organism: Vollenhovia emeryi
Lineage: Eukaryota; Metazoa; Arthropoda; Insecta; Hymenoptera; Formicidae
Product: aminopeptidase M1-C-like
Exons: 10
Coding region: 222-2144 (640 amino acids)
Biological process (GO): peptide catabolic process; proteolysis
Cellular component (GO): cytoplasm
Molecular function (GO): metalloaminopeptidase activity; zinc ion binding; peptide binding
Source: RefSeq, a predicted model, not a curated record